Mauremys reevesii (Reeves's turtle) is the source of this 501-nucleotide messenger RNA. RefSeq names its product hemoglobin subunit epsilon-like. The coding region runs from base 43 to 486 and encodes 147 amino acids. Gene Ontology annotation, molecular function: organic acid binding; haptoglobin binding; oxygen binding. The transcript has 3 exons. Gene Ontology annotation, cellular component: hemoglobin complex; blood microparticle; haptoglobin-hemoglobin complex. Lineage: Eukaryota; Metazoa; Chordata; Testudines; Geoemydidae. The record is from RefSeq and is a predicted model, not a curated record. Gene Ontology annotation, biological process: oxygen transport; hydrogen peroxide catabolic process.
CCCUCCCUCAGCUGCAUCUGCAAAGGCCCCUCGCUCGUCACCAUGGUGCACUGGACAGCCGAAGAGAAGCAGCUCAUUACCAGCCUGUGGGGCAAGGUCAAUGUGGAGGAGAUUGGUGGCGAAUCCCUGGCCAGGCUGCUGAUCGUCUACCCCUGGACCCAGAGGUUUUUCUCUUCCUUCGGGAACCUCUCCAGCCCCACCGCCAUCGUCGGCAACCCCAAGGUCCGUGCCCACGGCAAGAAGGUGCUGACCUCCUUCGGGGAUGCCGUGAAGAACCUGGACAACAUCAAGGCCACCUAUGCCAAGCUGAGCGAGCUGCACUGCAACAAGCUGCACGUGGAUCCCGAGAACUUCAGGCUCCUGGGUGACAUCCUCAUCAUCGUCCUGGCCACCCACUUCGGGAGGGAGUUCACCCCGGCCUGCCAGGCCGCCUGGCAGAAGCUGGUCGGCGUGGUGGCCCACGCGCUGUCCCACGAGUACCACUGAGCCCUCGGCAGGGAC